Paramormyrops kingsleyae is the source of this 5704-nucleotide messenger RNA. RefSeq names its product adherens junctions associated protein 1 (gene ajap1). Lineage: Eukaryota; Metazoa; Chordata; Actinopteri; Osteoglossiformes; Mormyridae. Gene Ontology annotation, cellular component: adherens junction; cytoplasmic side of plasma membrane; cell-cell contact zone. The record is from RefSeq and is a predicted model, not a curated record. Gene Ontology annotation, molecular function: beta-catenin binding.
UGUGUCAUCUGAGUGGAAUCGGGGAAGCUGGUAUCUGUGUGUGUGGUGAGACCUUGCAAUAUCACAUAUUUUACUUUAAACUGACGUCACGGGAGUGUCAAACGAAGCUGGACUGGCAGGUUGUUAGUGAGUCUGCGAGAGGCAGAGAGAAGCAGCGGAGAUACAGCGCGGGGCGGCAUCGUUGCACUCUCCAAAUGAUAAGCGCACCAUCUUCCCUCUCUCUCUCAUUGCCACUGACAUUUCGCCUCUUCAGUCUCAUUUUGCAAAGCGUAGUCUUUUUAGACUUCCUGCGCUCCAUCUCGUUGUUUUGCAUAGUUCAGUAAUAUGUUUUGAAUGAUAUUGUGAACAUGCAGACGGUCGAAUUUGCGCCUCCGUAUCUCCGUAGGUUGGACUGAAAACACAGCCUCACUUGUUUGCUUUUUAAGUUCCAAUUUUGCGCGUCAAACAUUUUUUCGUAGGCGAUGCCAUAUCGGUAUGAUUUAAAUUAACAUCAUGGGAAAAGACCGUGCUCAGAUGCGAAGCUGAAUCUACGGGAAAUGUUGACGAUUCACCUUACCGCUUUGGUGACAUUUUUCAUGCCGUUUGAUGGGAAUUGGCAGAGGAAUGCAUCUGGUCAUCCUCGAUACAUCGAAAGUUUGAUCGACACAAGCCAAUGAACUGAAGGAGCCUUAUUGAAUAACUUGUAGGAAAAGCACCUGCCCUCGAUCGCUCCCGGCGCGUUCUUCUGCUGCGUUAAAUAAAAUAAAGAGGAAGCUACUCCGCGUAAAACAGAUACUUGGCCUCCCGACUUGUCAUUUUUUCGGAGUAAUUUUAAUGUGCGAGAUCGUGAGGGGUCGAAGCUCAGAAUGUUCGCAUUGUUGAUACCAGGAAUAAGGUCUUUAACUUAACUGUUUUAUGUGCGAUCAUCGACAUUUUGGGAAGCGCGCAUAAAUGGGAGGAUACAGGAAAGACUGAUUCGGAAUUAUUAUAGGAAAAAUGUGGAUAAAACACCUUAUUCAUCGCAGUUCAACAUCUGCUUUAAGACCAGGGAGCUCACCGGGAUGCCACACCUGGAUCCUACUAGCCAUUAUCCACCUCACCAUGGACUUCUCAGCUUGCAGUCCCCCUACUCCUGGCCUGGGGGGCAAACUCACAGCCAGAUCUGUGCCACGGCUAAAGACUAGCCCCACGAUUCUUUGGGAGGCCCCAAGCAGGCCACCGUGGAGGUCUCAGGGGCUUGGAUGGAAGAAGGGCCUCCAUCCCCUGCAGCAGCCGACCAACAAAGCUGGGAGGAGUCCCACACUUGUAGGCCAAAAGCGGCGAGGCCCAACCCACGGGGGGCCCGGCUGUGAAGAGUGCCCCCUCCAGACCGCCUCUGGUGAUGCUCAGGCCUCUCCAGCCUCCCCAGAGGGCAGGAGUCUGGAUUCUGCCACGUCGCUGCCCCGGCUGCGCAGGCAGCUGAAGUGGGACACCAGUGAGAGAUCCCGCGACAGCAGGACCACGACAGUGCCAGGCUUUAUUGACUGGGGGCCGACCGGGGGCGAUGACGGCAGCGAGGACGACGGACGGGCAGUGCCCAGCACCACAGUGUCUGUCAAGGCCACGACCACCAUCACCACCACCGCCAGCACAACCACCAAGAGACCGAGAAACUCCGAAAAAGUCUUUGUGGUAACGACCAUGUUGCCCAGGAGACAAAGCACAACGCCGCCCAGCGUUAGCUAUGGAGAGACUGCCAAACCAGCAAAGCCAUUUGGAGACACAGCAGGUUUGGCUGUUCAUCAGAUUAUUACGAUCACUGUGUCUCUAAUCAUGGUCAUCGCAGCCUUGAUAACAACACUCGUCCUUAAGAACUGCUGUGCACAGAGGGGAAAUGGACGCCACAAUAGCCAUCAGAGGAAGAUCAACCAGCAGGAAGAAAGUUGCCAGAACCUGACCGACUUCACCCCGGCGCGGGUCCCCAGCAGCGUGGACAUCUUCACCGCCUAUAAUGACAGUUUACAGUGCUCGCACGAGUGUGUGCGGACUCCCGUGCCCAUCUACACCGAUGAGAUGAUCCAGCACACCCCGGUGUAUAAAAUGGCAUACAAUGGAAACAGACCACCGCCCACGGAACGGCAGCUAAUUCCUGUGGCCUUUGUGUCCGAGAAAUGGUUCGAAAUCUCCUGCUGACUGGCCGAAGUACACUUGUUUGUCGUGGGCAGGACAAGACUUCCUGAUAUUGUUUCUUGGAUCCCUUUGGUAGACCUCUAAACCAAGUGAAACAAGCAAUUACAGUACACACAGCCGACUUUGUUAAAAAGUGGGAACUCUCCGACAUGAGAAAAUAAAUUUAUUUUUCUAAAUGGGAGAUGAGACAGUGUACAAGAUUCCACUCAUGGUUAUUUUACAGAGACCUAUAUUUAGAGUAAAUACAUAAUUAUGUGUGUGUGCUGAAAUGUGAAUCGACUCUGCAGACGUCUUGAAGACAGGAUAAUACACAGGAGGCUGGAGAGAGCAGAACUGAAUUAUUACUGUAAGAUGUGCCAAUGAUGCCACUAUGUGCCGCGAUCUGUACAGAACUCAUCCAGGAUGCCAUGGAUUAAUAAUGACCUAAGGGGCAAGCCUUUUGUUUCUUUCUCAAAACAACAUUAUCAGUUCAUAUGUCCAAUAAUGUUUUGUUUCUUUUUUAGAAAAAAAAAAAAAAGUCUUAAAAAUUAUUUUUGAAUAAAUUUUGACGUAGUUUAAAACAUGUGUUGCAAACUCCCAAAAAUUCUGUUUGUAUACAGCACCAUGAAGUGCAAAUAAAUGAAUUAGAAUGAACGUUACUCUAAACGGUAAAUUCUGUACUCAAAUAUCUUUUGUUUUUGUCACCUCAGUCCUUUUGAAGUAUGUCACAUUGACUGUAUUUUUAUAGACAGCAUUUUAACACAAAAAUCAGUUCCUUUGUAGGCUAAAGUUUUAAAUGGUAGUGAGGUCUCAUAUACAGCCAUGUGAAGAAAUGAUCCAACUAUUAAAAAAUCAGCUUUGACAUCACCCCUGUUUUACUCCCUUAAAUCCUCUUCAUUGUGUACGCCGGUCUCAUUUGAGAUAUUUCUUGAACUUUUUAUGUCAUCCAAGACAUGGUUUUCUUAUUUUAAGACUAGUGAAUGGCAUCAUCUCUCAUGGAAGAUUUCUCACUGCUGAAAACUGAUGAGUCCAGAGGAAAGAAGCAGUCGAAUGUCUUCCGUAAAGAUGUUAUACUUCAGCUGACCCCCCAAGGAGCUCUGGUUUCUUGUGCUCUAUUCAACAACAACAGCGGAAAAAAGGGGCCGCUGAAUCGCCCCCCCCCCCUCCCCCCACCAAAUUAUUUUCCGAUUUUCAUUCAGAAAUCAGGUGUGAAUGCCAGUAGAGACCCAUAUGGAAAGGUCACAGGUGCCACACUGGGUUGCUGGUGUCCAAAGGCAGCAUGAGCUCUCAGCCGGAAGCCUGUCUCAGGUGCCAGGGCAGCUGCCAGCCGGGCACACUGAUCGCCUCACACCUCCACCGGGCUUCUCAGUCACAUGCCACACACGCCCACCGGACUGCACCUUUGCUGUCCCCUUUGGGCCAGUCUUUGUGUUCUUCAGAAAUGUUAGAUAUCUGCAUUUCAUGGAAUCAUUAAAGUUGGAUAUUCUCUCCCUCAAGGAAACAUAACACUGCAUCCAUAGCGACUAUUUUUUUCUUUUUUUUUAACCACUUAAAAUAAUCCAAAAAUGUUAAAAAAAAAAAAAUAAUAAUAAUAAACUGUGUGGACCGGCAAAGAACAUUCUUGAAUACAGCCAUUCUAUCGAAAUAGCUGGAUUGUAAAAUGAGACAGAACUGAGCCAAAUGAUCUGAGACACCUGACAGCUGUUGUUUUACCUCCCCAACAAAAUCACUUGAAAACUGUAAAAAUGGCACCUUGUUCCAGAGAUCUGGCUUUUAUGCCAGCAGUCGGCCAUUCAGGAUGAGUCAGCAGGUCAAGCCUUUCAGUUCAGGGCAGCUAUAAUGCUGCCAGAAUUGGGGCUUUCCUUACGUAAACAUGGCUUCCAUUUUUUGAAACCAAUUUCCGUGUCUCCCAACACCUUACACCUCCCACGAGAGAUAAUGCCCCAUAUCUAGACAUCUAUGUGAAUCUACUUUUGCUGCUCCCCAAUUCAAUAUUUUUACUGACUGGUCAUUGACAGAUUUGGAGUAUAUUUAAUUGCUGUACUAUGUAUAUGUAUAUCUGUAAAUGUAUUUUAUAUAUAUUCAAUUUGUGUACAGGUGUGUUCUUUUUUAAAAAUAAUACCUGUCCAUUUUAGGGUGGUGGGAUUGGGCUUUAGAAACUGUGUCUUUGUUUACAAGUGUGACUACAAUGAUGCUUCUUUCAUAACACUGACUAAACAUUGUGCCAAGCUUCCUACUUGCACUUUCAAUCAGUACUUGUAUGAUACCUUUGGCAAACACAUAUAACUCGUUGUUACACUGAGGUCACCGUGUAUAAAAGAUUAGAGGAGAAAAUGUAACUAUAUAAUGUGGGUGCUUUAUGCCUCUGAACUGCAGACCCACAGAUCCCCUGUGUGUGCUGGUUUGUGAUCAAGCCAAUAGCAAGGCUGGAUUGCGAUCCAGCCAGUUGCGAGGCUGGGUUGUGAUCCAACCAAUGGCAAGGCUAGAUUGUGAUUCAGCCAAUGGUGAGGCUGGGUUGUCAUCCAGCCAAUCUAAGGCCGACCCCCAUUUCCGAGAAACCAUCCACCUUCAGAAUUUAGAGCAAACAUUGUAGUUAGCACCUUAUGGACCUUUGGAAAUCAGAUCAAGCAUAUUCUUAAAUAUCUGGAAAACUUGAGGUGAACAAGGUCCUUGCCUAUGCUAACAUGUAGAAGCCACAGUCUAUCAUAACCUCACUUUGGUGAAUAAAUUUUAAAAAUGUAAUUAAUUUAAAGAAUAAAAUGAAUUUUAUAGCUAACAACAUUAUUAAUUAAUCAAAUAAGCUCAAAUAAUAUAUUUACAUAUAUAUAAAUCUAUUGAGAAAUACACUUUUAUCUAUUAAAAAAGACAUCUAUAUAAAAUUCCCUGUUUACAUAUUUAACAGUCACAGUCACAACUCAGUGAACAUGUCAGUCUUAUCUAAUUCAGAAGUUAACUGUAACCAAAACCAGCAUAUUCCCUGGCAGGCUGAGUAACACAGCAGUAACCGAUUUGGGACUUGGGGGGUAGGAGCUGUGCCCCUUAUCAGUAUACCUGAAAUUUAUGCUAAUAUUUGCAGUUAUAUUUGUUAAAUACUUCCCCUCCCCCACCCUGCCUGUUUUAUUUGGAUGAGAGUAACAAUUUUUCUAACCUAAGGCUCAGAAAUCAAAAUUAGUUACAGGCUGAUAUUAUCGCCACUUAAUUUCUAGAUUAUAUUUGUCUACAUAAAUCUAUCAUUGACGUGCAUUAAGACUUUAAUUUUUUAUUAUUGCCUCUGUAACUGUAAAGCACUGAAGCACACAUAUGAAGUAUACAGAUGUUUACAUACAAUUCUCUCCCACAUUUUACCUCAGCCUUUUCAGGAAUCUGCGUGCAUAACUGUACCAAUACAAUCUCGCCUUGCUAUGAUCCAUUUUAAUGAUUGAUAUGACAAACAAUACUGAAUAGCGAAGAUGUAAAACAUAUGCAGAGGGUAAUAUGUUCAUUUUCAUAAAAGUUUCAAAAAAACUAGAUGAAAAUGUGAUUGAGAUGACUGUAAAAAAAAAAAACAAAUGUACUGGCACAAUCAAUGUUUGAAACU